CGGUGGGUGCUGAGCCUCAGUCCGCAGUGGACAAGCCUCUCCUGCAGGAACAAGCCGCCUCGGACCCUCCAGCUUCAUCUCCGGCUUGGUCCAGUCCUCUGAUGUCAGAAAUGUCCCACGAUGGUGACUUCAUUCAUCUGUAGGUCUUUCGUACCCUUUGGGACCCUGAUCGUCUUCGCCUGUUUGAGCUACGUCUUUGCAGAUAACCUUGAAGAGGUGAGCGUGGAGGCAGGAGAGGACGUUCUCCUGAAGUGUCAGGGUCCCAGGAACUCCGACAUCAUCGUGGUGGAGUGGCAGAGACCAGACAUCAAGAUGGAGGACUACGUUUUGUUCUACCGAGAGGGACGUCCCUACGAGAGCUACCAGCAUCCAUCCUACCGCGGUCGGGUGAGGAUGGUGGAGCCACAGAUGAAGGACGGGAACGUGUCCAUCAUCCUGUCCCACACCACGGUUAAUGACAGCGGUACAUAUCGAUGCAGCGUCUCGGUAAAAGGACCCGCCCAUUGGAGGAGAGCCCCCUCUGUAGUCAUGAACACCAUCAGGCUGACCGUUACACUCUCAGGUCAUAAAGAGGACGGAGGAAAGGAUGGAGGGGGUGGAGUUACAUCCUUGGCAGUAACACUUCCGGUUCUGGUCGCUGUGCUGCUGCUGUCUGCUGCUGCUGUGUUGAUCUCCAGGCGCAGGACUUCCUGGAUAAAAGAUGAAGGUCUGUUGGUCUCUCGUUGCUGUCCUCUCCACCCCAAACGGCCCCUCCCUGACUGAGGUUCUAGUUCUGGUUCUGGAUCUGUUGGAGGUUUUUCCUUACUGUUUAAAGGGAGUAUUUUCUUUCCACUGUUGCCUCUUGCAGCUCAGGAAGGAGGAUUAGACUGAAGUCAAGAUUUGAUGCAGUCUGUUGCUUUACUAGGCUAUAAAGUUAAGCUAUUAUUUAUUAGGACUUGGCUGGAACUGGUUUGUCUGUAAAGUCAAACCAGUGUGAGAUGACGCUGUGAAGCGGUGCUAUACAAAUAAAGCUGAAUUGUUUAGAAAUGUUUUGAAUUUUCAGUUCAAAAUAAAUCUAAUAAAAAAACUCAUGUUCUUAAUGCUUUAGUCAGUCACAUUUAUAUAAAGAUAUAUUUAGCUUUAAAUGUGUGAAACCUUUAACUUCCACCACUGAGCUUCUGCAGAUGACAUUCUCUAUUUAACUGAAGUGUUUAAUGUAUUUUUAUCCAAUUUGUUUUUAUGAUUUUAUU
This is a messenger RNA of Melanotaenia boesemani (Boeseman's rainbowfish), 1229 nucleotides long. RefSeq names its product butyrophilin-like protein 2. Bases 121 to 762 code for a protein of 213 amino acids. The record is from RefSeq and is a predicted model, not a curated record. Gene Ontology annotation, cellular component: external side of plasma membrane. The transcript is spliced from 5 exons. Gene Ontology annotation, biological process: T cell costimulation; positive regulation of T cell proliferation; immune response. NCBI's taxonomy places the organism in Eukaryota, Metazoa, Chordata, Actinopteri, Atheriniformes, Melanotaeniidae.